GCAGUGCUGCUGCCUAGCGGAGGGCGUUGUGACUCCUGCACAUCGAUCGCCUGCGCAUGUGUCCUCAGCUAGCCCGGGCCAUCGUGUCAUUCUACUCGGGACAUCCUCGCUUCGUCCAAGUAUCCUAUGGGGGUUCCGCGACCCCGGUGUUGGCAGUGGGGUGGUCGACGCCACUAUUGAAGGCGCGAGAUGGCCCCAGCCGCGAGACGUUAGCGGUUUCUUCAACAUGGUCGGCCGGUAUGCUGUUUCGUGAACCAUGGUGUCUUGUGUACUCUGGGGACUGUUGCUGCUCUUCAGGAGUGUCCCGGAGGUGGUCGCCGCGGCUGCUAAGAGAGAAGCAGAUUACACUCUUGAUGACUCGUUUUGGAACGAAGAAAGUCCUGUUGGCGAGGUGGAGAGACUUCUUCGCGAGUAUCGCCAAAACCAGGAGCUUGUGCGGAACAUUGGGGCCAACUACUACCAGAUCAUCUACCCCGUACAGCUUCGGCACCACGAGAAGAUGGGCAUCUCCACGCGGGAGGUAGGAGCUGGCAAGUUCUCUCCCGUCUACACAGGAGGGAACACACAGACAGGAUACGGGGGUCAGCGGGGUCGAUCAAGGACGGGGAAGCACUUUCAUCGGACGUCGUUGCUCAUUAAAGCUUUCAACCACAAAUUUCGCCUCGAUCUUGAACUCAAUACCCAACUCCUAGCGCCAAAUUUGGUCCAAAAGCAUUUUCUUCCCAGCGGUGCAGAGCAGGUAUCGAAACAGGAAAUAGAACAUUGCUACUAUCACGGCACAGUCAAGGACUAUCCUGGAGCUACAGCGGCCUUCCACACAUGUAACGGCGUCAGUGGCGUCAUUCAUGUGGGCAACGAGACGUUCGUUAUCCACCCGUUCUACGGUGGCGACCUAUCGCAGAAACAUCCUCAUGUGAUUUUUGAGGCGAGGACGAAACCUAACAAAGGAUGUGCUAACUCUGGGAUGAUGGAAUACUCGAGACGCCAAAAACUCAUGACAUCCUUCGUCGGCGUGUCGACGUCCCAGGAGGAAACGAGGUACCGGCGUGACGUCAGUGAAGCGACCAAGUACAUAGAAACUGCUGUGGUCAUCGACAAGGCUAUGUUUGAGAAGCGGAACGGAAGUACGAGGUCUGAGGUGGUACAUGACGCAAUCCAAGUAGCCAACAUUGCCGAUCUGUACUUCCGGACACUGAACACGAGGGUUUCUAUAGUGUACAUAGAGACGUGGCAAGGUUCAAACCAAACUCCCAUAGACAAGAGUCAAGACAUCAGCAGAGCUCUGCAUAACUUCAACGACUACACGUCGAGAAAGCUGUACAAGGUUGAGAGGGAUACGACGCAGCUGCUCACGGGUGAGGAGUUUGUCAGUGGUGAGGCUGGUAUCUCCGUGCCAGACACAGUUUGCACCCCGAGAUCUGUGGGCAUCAGCGUCGAUGUCAACCCCUACGAGCUGCAUCUGCUGGCUGGGACCAUGGCACACAUGAUCGGCCACAACAUCGGCAUGGGUCACGAUGGAGGAAACGUUUCUCUUUCAGGAGAGGAGUGUUUCUGCCGGGACUGGCACGGGUGCAUCAUGGCGCAGAGCAUUGUGGGACUGGAGAACGUUCAGCCGUACAAGUUCAGUGAAUGUUCAAGAUCGGACUACAACAGCGCCCUUCGAACUGGCAGAGGCAUAUGUCUGCUAAACAAGCCCAAUGAGCUGGAGGUGCACAGGACAUGUGGAAACAGCAUAGUUGAAGACGGUGAAGAGUGUGACUGUGGGACUAUAGAGGAAUGUCACGAGCAAGACCCUUGCUGUGACCCCAUCACCUGCAAACUUACCAAAGACGCGGAAUGUGCCUCGGGGCCCUGUUGCAACAACUGCAAGCUGAGACAGAGAGGAGUCGUUUGUAGAGAAGCCACAAAUGAAUGUGAUCUCCCUGAACACUGCAAUGGAGACACAGGCAAUUGUCCACAAGAUGUGCACAAGAAAAAUGGACAGCCUUGUGGGGAUACUAACAAUCCAGGGUACUGCUUCAACGGAUUUUGCCCAACACUGAACAUCCAGUGCUCUGUAAUCUGGGGCUAUGGUGGACAAGGAGGGGACCCAGAGUGUUUCAAGCAGUUUAACUCUAAGGGCUCUAUCAAUGGACACUGUGGUACUGACGAAAACAAGCAAUUCAUCAAAUGUGAUCCUGAGAAUGUCCGGUGUGGCUCUUUGCAAUGCCAGUUGGGUUCAGCCCGACCUAAGAUCCCUGGGCUGGACGAGCUUUACUCCCGAACAAUCAUUUCAAUGAAAGGAAAUGAGUACGAGUGCAAGACUACCAGUGGAACCAUCAGCAACACAGACUUGCCAGACAUGGGUCUUGUGAGGGACGGCACACCUUGUGGCGAUAACUUGAUCUGUGUGAACCAGUCAUGUACGAGUAUAUUUCCACACAUUGACCAAGGAAGGUGUCCAAGCAAUCACAACAACUUGGAGUGUUCGGGACAUGGGACGUGUUCCAACCUCAACAAGUGCUACUGCCACCAAGGCUGGAGCGGGACGGACUGUUCCAUUCAGGUGGAGAUCAUUCCGACUCUGGAGCCGUUCAACGAAGCAGCUCACGUCACCAGCAAGAACGACGACCUCACGGAUCAGAUGCAGAAGAAAGAGACCCCCUACGAGAACUACCACAGCACCAACACAGUAUUCCUUGUAGGUACUCUAAUGUCCGUGGUGGGGGGGGUGUUUAUAACUUUUGCCCUCAUGGCCCUGUGCUACAGGUCAGUCGUAGUGCACAAAAACUUCUCCCUCUGCCUAAGGAAGAGUAUGCCUCCGAAGUACGAUCAGCCUUACGUUAAGAAACCGAUGCCGAAGAAGACGUUUGGAAAAGCAGCCAAUCCGGAGGAAGCAGCAGUGGACAGUGUGAACAAGAUCAUUACGUUUGGAAACAUGCCAGUAUACAGCCGUGGUGACAGUCAAAGGGCCCAUUAUCGUCCCGUAAAUCACAUGCCUGGCGGUAGCCUUCCUUCAAGAUUCCAGGAACAACAAAUGAAGCAGAUGAAGAGACACGGAGGUGCCUCAGGUAGUGAAGAUGACCCUUCCCACUCAGGUGAAGAAGAGUCAGUAUCUUUCAUCGAUCUGGCGCCUAACAACCUGUCUAAACUCCCGGAGAAAGGAAUCUUGAAGAAGCCUUGUCCUUACGGAGGAGACAUCUGUAUGAAGGAGAAGUGGGGGGCUGAGGGGGAUUCUCAGAGUGACAACCAGGAGAUUCUCUCUCAGUCUGACAACAACCUCGGCCCAGACAUGAUGGCAGGGGGAGCCAUCUCUGAGGUGGAGAGAACCCUAAAGUCGCUCAAUGGGUACCACGAAGACAUCCUGGAGGCGCUGCGUACAGCAGCGUCACAACACCGGCCUGCAUCGGCUACUCCUGCGUCGUCCAGCAGUGAGGAUCUGCUGCGUCGGUCACUGGCUGCGGCGGUUCAGCACGGCUACAAGCGAGCGCUCAGUCAGGACAAGCUGUGUGACGGAGGUCAUUCCACAUCACAAACGCACACGGUGAUGGUGGAAGAUCCGUCAGGUCCAUCACAUUUGCAUCAUCAUCAUCGUAGCAAUCAUCGAAGCGAUGCAGUAUCCCAUUAUCCAGACGAUGAUGAAGAUGACGACGUGCCGCCGUCGUGUGGCCCCAUUCGGAUACGUAACCUGGAGGAUCUUAUCCGGCAGCUGGAGCACCACUCGGCACGACAUAUGAGUCCGUCGGGAUCCGAGGACAUCCGGAUGUCGGAGACUGAAGCCGACAGACACUACAGGCUAGACACACAGUCGGGUCGUGUACGGAGAGGGGAGGAGGACGGCAGGUUCGUGUAUGGGCGCUACAGACAGCCGAGCGGUCGACCCGCGGCGCCCCACUACCUCGCAGAGGAGGAGGGUAUCUACGAGAGCGCCGACCCAGCGCCCUGUCCUGCCGACACGCCCGACAGCGAGAGUGAUGACUUUAUUCAAGCUCAACGGCUAGUCCGGUCGGCUAGUAUGGAGGAGGUCGGUGGCGACGGAGGCGACCCGGAGGCUUACGUCCCUUCGCCUCCAUCGAGCGGAGACAGCUCCCCCGAGCGGCCGCCCCCCGCCGUCGCCCACUCGUCGCAAGAUACGCUCGACAGCGGCGCCGCGCUCAUCCGCCCCACUCGCUACCCCGAGUACAAACAUUGAUACGAGGGGAACCUCCCCCCACCCUGUCUCUCUAGUAAGCGGAUUUUCCGAAUUUCGAAUUUAUGGGUAAGCUUUUGCCCUUGCCGAUCGGGGUUGUCAUCGUGUGUAGUUUUAGAUUAUUUUGCUCGAAUUGUUUCACAGUUAUCAGUUUAUGUGGAAUUGUUUUUACCAU
This is a messenger RNA of Macrosteles quadrilineatus (aster leafhopper), 4343 nucleotides long. It is a transcript of the gene mmd, whose product is annotated as disintegrin and metalloproteinase domain-containing protein 11. NCBI's taxonomy places the organism in Eukaryota, Metazoa, Arthropoda, Insecta, Hemiptera, Cicadellidae. The record is from RefSeq and is a predicted model, not a curated record. The transcript is spliced from 29 exons. Gene Ontology annotation, biological process: membrane protein ectodomain proteolysis. Gene Ontology annotation, molecular function: metalloendopeptidase activity. The coding region runs from base 257 to 4171 and encodes 1304 amino acids.